AUGGCUGAUAAUGAAAGCAUACACGAUGAAAAUGAAAACCAACAAGUACGAACCAUGCGUGAUUACUUGCAACCUCCUCGAAAUUCUGCUCCUUCAUGUUUCAUUUUUCCUCUUAAUGCUAAUAAUUUUCGAUUCAAGCCGGGUAUGAUUCCAUUACUUCCUAAUUUUCAUGGCUUAGAAUCCGAAAGUCCAUAUUUGCAUCUUAAAGAAUUUGAGGAAGUAUGUGCAACAUUUAACGAUCAAACUUGUCCCAACGAAAUUGUUAAGUUGAAAUUGUUUCCUUUUUCUCUAAAAGAUAAAGCAAAAACUUGGCUUAACUCUUUAAAACCUAGGUCGAUUGGCACAUGGCAAGAAAUGCAAAGUGAGUUUUUGAAGAAAUUCUUUCCAGCACAUAAAACUAAUGCUUUGAAAAGACAAAUCCAAAAUUUUUCUCAAAAAACCAAUGAAGCGUACUUUCAAUGUUUAGAAAGAUUUAAAGAUUUGUUAAAUACAUGCCCACAUCAUGGUUUUGAAAAAUGGCGUACUAUAAGUUUCUUUUAUGAGGGCCUAACUCCUGAAACAAAACAAUUUGUAGAAACGAUGUGCAAUGGUGAAUUUUUAGAUAAAAAUCCAGAUGAAGCUUUAGAAUUUCUAGAUCAUCUAGCUGAAAAUUCUCAAUCUUGGCAAACAGUAAAACCAAUCGAAAACUCAAUUAGAUCUAGUCUUGCUAGUUCUAGUGGAGGAAAAUAUCAAUUGAGUCAAGAUGAUGAUCUAAAUGCUAGGAUUGCUAGUUUGUCUAGAAAGGUUGAAGCUAUGGAAUUAAGGAAAGUAAAGGAAGUUAAACCCGUGCAAAAUGAUGAAAUUUGUAGCAUUUGUGAAACUUUUGGUCAUCUUACGCAUGAUUGUCCUAACAUUCCAGUUUUCAAAGAAGUUUUACAUGAUCAAGGCAAUGCUAUGAACACUUUCAAAAAGCCUUUUUCUUCUCCAUACUCAGAAACAUAUAAUCAACAAUGGAGAAAUCAUCCCAACUUUAGUUGGAGAGAUGAUAAUCGUGUUCAUUUAUCACAACCUCAAGGGCUUUCAAAAUUUCCUUCUUUUCCACCACCACAAUCAAGGACUCUUGAGGAAACAUUGCAGUCUAUUAUGCAAGGACAAGCAAAUAUUAAUAAUCAAACUUCACAAGCCAUCAAUGAAAUUAAGAACACACUUUCUUCAUUGACCUCUUCUUUGCAUUCUCAAGAGAAAGGCAAAUUUCCUGCUCAACCUCAACCAAAUCCUUCUCAACAAUUUAAUGUAAAUGCUUCUAGUUCUUCUGAAAGUUCAUUUAGGCCAAGUUUAUACAGACUUUCCAAGUAA
Messenger RNA from Olea europaea var. sylvestris, 1335 nucleotides. RefSeq lists its product as uncharacterized. Bases 1 to 1335 code for a protein of 444 amino acids. The record is from RefSeq and is a predicted model, not a curated record. Lineage: Eukaryota; Viridiplantae; Streptophyta; Magnoliopsida; Lamiales; Oleaceae. The transcript is spliced from 2 exons.